UGGACAAAGCUUUGUACACAAUCGGGCUGGAGUUGAAAAAGGACUUCCCGACUGUUUUCACAACGUUGUAAGCGUAAACGAAGGGGAAAUUAAUGAGUCCUUAAGUCUUAUAUCAAUGAAGCCACAUCGGAGCUGUUAAAUAGACAAUACAAAUAUCGUUGUAUUUUCCCGCUGGAAAAUAUAUAUAUGAUUGUGAUAUUUAUAUUAGAAUUAUGUCAAAAUUAAUUACGUGUUUUAGUUUAAAAAAAAAAAAAAGUAGAAAUUGACUUCCUCACUCGGGCUUGAGUUUUCUUCCGAUGCGAAAGGUCACAAGCAAGAUGGCGCCGACCAAGUGGACCCGUGCUAACGACAAGGCUUGUGUUAUUCCAGAAGGUUUCACAGUGUUGCCCUUAAAGUUUUACUCCGACACGAAAGCGCAACACAGCUUGUACGCGAAAGAGCACAAAGUUCGGGCAGAGAAUUGUCCCCACAGACCGUUGGACAAGACGUUGUUUGUCCUCAACAUCCCCCCGUACUGCUCUGAGGAUGUGGUCAAGCAGCUCUUCUCCCAGUUUGGCCCUGUGAAGUCUGUGGAGUUGGGUGACCACCCAGGCUCGUUUCACUCGGGUCCCAAACUGUCCAAACACUUCACACCAGCCCAGAAGCAGUGUUUCAAAGUUGGUUACAUUGUGUUCCAUAACCGCUCCAGCGUUGCUGCGGCGAAAUCGCACCCCCAUAACGUGGCUUUGGUUGUCUGCUCAACACAACAUACAGUUAAGACCGGAGUACCGAAAUGGAUUCAGCAGUACAAAGACGCCUUUGUUCAGCCAGACAAACUACAAGGUAUAGUCGAUGACUUUAUGAAGAACUUUGACAAAAAGAAAGAAAAGGAAGAGGAGCGCCAGAGAAAGGAGGUGGAGCAACAAAAAGACGACGAGGAGGGCUGGGUGAAAGUCACCAGGGGACCCAAGGGCAACAAGGCUCGUCCCCGUAGCGAGGCCGCUAACAAACGGGCAAUACAAAAGGAGAUGAGGAAGAAGAAGAGGAAGGAGCUCCUGAACUUUUACACUUGGCAGCAUAAGAACACACAGAAAGAACAUAUUGCUGAGCUGAGGAAAAAGUUUGAGGAGGACAAGCAGAGAAUAGCGCUCCUGAGGGCUCAAAGAAAAUUCAGACCCUAUUAAAACCAUCACCCAGAUUCUUUUGGUCACGACAUGACUGAAUGUUGCCGAGUUUGUCAUCAAUCUGCUCUGCAAGACUUAUGCUGCAUUCAGGACGGCUGGGAAGUCGGAAAUAUCCACAAAGCAUUCCCGUUGAAAAUACACCCCAAAAAUGUCCGACAACCUCAAUAGACAUGUUGGCCAGCAAUACAGCAUCAUAUGUACUUCAUCAGUUGUUACAAAGAAAAACAAUAUAAAGUGUGGAUUUUUCCAUUCAUACUCAGUGUGCUUAUUUAAGUUA
Messenger RNA from Dunckerocampus dactyliophorus (ringed pipefish), 1440 nucleotides. RefSeq names its product ribosomal RNA processing 7 homolog A (gene rrp7a). Gene Ontology annotation, molecular function: RNA binding. NCBI's taxonomy places the organism in Eukaryota, Metazoa, Chordata, Actinopteri, Syngnathiformes, Syngnathidae. The coding region runs from base 297 to 1163 and encodes 288 amino acids. Gene Ontology annotation, biological process: rRNA processing; ribosomal small subunit assembly. The transcript has 7 exons. The record is from RefSeq and is a predicted model, not a curated record. Gene Ontology annotation, cellular component: CURI complex; UTP-C complex.